Molecule: messenger RNA, 1608 nt
Organism: Penicillium maclennaniae
Lineage: Eukaryota; Fungi; Ascomycota; Eurotiomycetes; Eurotiales; Aspergillaceae
Exons: 4
Coding region: 1-1608 (535 amino acids)
Biological process (GO): transmembrane transport
Cellular component (GO): membrane
Molecular function (GO): transmembrane transporter activity
Source: RefSeq, a predicted model, not a curated record
AUGGUGGCUGCACAUGGGGAAACCGAGCCAUUGCUGGCGAACACCAUCCGAGACGUGCGUGUGCCUCGUACUUCGAGGUCGAGAAAGCUGUUGGUGUUCCUCGUUUGCUCCGUCCUAAUUCUCGCCGUGGAUUUCGGCUUUUUCAUGGCAGCGGCGCCUCAGACGGCCGUAUUCGAGGAGAUUAUCUGUCGCAACCAUGGCCUGCAGCCCCGUUCUUCCAACGGGACGAGUGGUGGGUUAGAUCCGUGCAAAUCGGAGUUGGUCCAGGGGGAAUUAGCCCUCGUGUUGGGCUAUAAAGAUACGUUUGAUACACUGCCAGGUCAGUUUGGGGCUCCAAGUGAUGAUUUCUUCGACGUAACAGCUGAUGGUGUAGGGAUCUUACUGUUGCUUCCUUUCGGCAUCCUGUCCGAUCGUUGGGGCCGCAAGCCCGUGCUAUAUCUGGCUUGCUUGGGACUCGUCUUGAGUGAGAUGUGGGUGAGGACCGUCUGUUACUUCUCGGACUAUCUGCCUAUUCGUAUGAUCUGGUUAUCCGCUCUAUGGCGGAUGAUUGGCGGCGGCGAGCAAGUAGCCACCAACACUUGUUUUGUCAUGAUUGCCGAUAUCUUUUCCGAGGAAGAAAGAUCAGGCGCUCUCUUCCGUCUGCAAGCCUGUGCACUGGCCGCAGAAAUAUUGGCCACUCCACUCAGCGCCUACUUGAUGACAUUUAAUCCAGCCUUUCCUUAUGUCUUGGGCUUGGUUAUCAUAGUUGUCGGAUUUCUCCCCAUCGUUCUUCUACCAGAGACGCUCGAAGAUGCCAAGGCAACGAGAUUGAGCCAGCUUCAGCCGAACUCCAACGCCGCUAAUUCAGAGCCUGACAUUGAGCCAACCGAAGUUUUGGACAAGGCCAUGCUGCCGGAGCUCAUACGCCAGAUCCGCGAAUUCAUAGAGUCCACGCAAUUCAUCUGGCGUGACUUGAAUGUUUCUCUGCUGGUCCUUACCAUGUUCGUUUGGGCCGUGUCGCGCCAAUCCACCAACCUGCUCCUUCAAUAUGCAUCCAAGAAAUUCCACUGGAGUAUCGCACGGGCUAGCCUUCUGAUCUCAUUGCGGGGAAUCUUCCAGCUUGUCAAUUUUCUUGUCCUAAUGCCAACUCUGACCUUCCUCGCCGCCACAUACUACAACCUGCACGGGAAACACCGAGAUUACCGAUUGAGUCAGGGCAGCGGCCUACUUUCGAUCGUCGGCUUCGCCGCCAUGGGCCUUGCCCCAGUCCCGGUUCUCCUGAUCUGUGGCCUUGUCUUUCUGUCGCUAGGCUCGGCAUUUUCCACCACGACCCGCAGUCUAGUCACGUCUCUUGUAGUACCCGACCACGUUGGGACAUUGUACUCGGCCAUUGGAAUCUCACAGUCGGUCGGCACAUUCAUUGCCGGCCCCUUAUUCGCCUAUCUAUUCAAGCUAGGGAUGCAUCUUGGCAAUGCAUGGAUGGGGCUGCCGUUUCUGCAGGCGUCUCUUUUCUACGUGAUCGCUACGGUCGCCGUGUGGCGAGUUCGAAUAGGCCGAUCUACUAGCGACGAUGCAGAAGAGCCAUUGGAAUCGGAAUCGAUGUAUACAUCCGUCGAUCUUCGACCUUAG